Schistosoma rodhaini is the source of this 4097-nucleotide messenger RNA. NCBI's taxonomy places the organism in Eukaryota, Metazoa, Platyhelminthes, Trematoda, Strigeidida, Schistosomatidae. The record is from the annotation of a GenBank genome assembly.
GUUGCUCAGUGCUACCAAAAGACUACAUUUUACCAGCUUCUUUACCAAGCAGGACUAUAUCAUCUGCGUAUUCAAAGUCAAUAAGCGGACCUCCUUGAAGGAGACCAAUUCCUGAAAAUUCAGUCGAUAAGGACAUUAUUCCCAGCAAUAGGUUUAUGGUGAGAUUAAACAAAAAUGGAAAUUGUGGACAGUCUUGCCGGAUACCUCUUGAGGUUGCAAAUCACAUAAUAGUCCGCAAUAAUUACAUUACUGCAGUAACCGUAAACAACACUUUAAUCGAACAAUCUUUUUAAAGUAGAAAAGCUAAUAGUUUUAUAUCAUAAAAACUGUAUUUAUACUUUAUUUGUGCGUUUCAUUUCCAGACCUUCAAAUCAUGAAAUCUGAACCUGGUAACCAUGAUCCUGCCAACAACACUGUUCAAUCCUUGAAUUCUAAAGAGAAUAAAAUUGAUGUUCAGAAAAAUAAUAUCACGAGGAUGAGCUAUACUGAAUUUUUAACUAGUUUGAAAAAUGGUUUAUGUGUUGAUGGAAGGUGUGAUUCAGACGCCAAUAUUCAAAAUAAAUUCCACGAAUCGCUGAGUAAAUCCAUCGAUCUUCAUGUGAAAGCAAAUGAACAUGUUUGUAAUACUGGAGUCGCUAUUGCUGAAGAUUUUUCAAACACAGUUCCUUUGUGUAAUCCAAAAGUCGAGUUUUCAUGUACUCGAAGUUCUGAAGAUAGUUUAAUUGUUAUGCCUGAUAUAAUAACAGAAGCAUUAGUUUGCUCAGAACCCAAUAUGCAGCAGUCCUGUUUUUCUGGGCUUAGUCAAUCUCCAAGUCAAACAAAACAAAAAAUGGCUGGUAUUUAUCUGUCGAAAACUAUUGAUUCUGAUACAUGUCUUAGGAAGAUUGUGGAUGAUCAUCCAAACUUUCCGAUCUUUGAAUGUUUUCAAAAGUUUCAGUCUUCCACCACUGGCUGCACUAAGUCAAGGCAGAUUCCAUCAGCUUCAAAUGAGUCAUUAUUGUGGGUGGACAAGUACAUGCCGUCAAGUUGCUCUUCCUUUUUAAACACUUGUCCUGGUAUAAUAAAACUUCUUAUGUGGUUAAAGAAAUGGAAAUAUAAAAAUUCCAAAGUAGAAAAUUCAAUGGAGCCUUCCUUGAGUAAGAAUAAAACUACCAAGUCUACAAAAAAAAGGCUUCGAUCAAGCCCUCGUUAUUCUAGUGAUGAAGACUUUGUUGUAAAGUCACCAGCACAUAAACGCCAUAAGUAUAACGUUCAUGUUCCUGGUUCAGUUGAAAACAUUAAUGAGAAUCCAACCUUAAAUUUACCCAUUGGAUACAUCCGAAAUCAAAUAGACGUUUCUAGCUCCAGCAGUUCAGAUGAGGAUAAUUCAACUGAAAGUGAUGAAGAACAUAAUGGUAAUCCUAACAAACGACGUUUUCGAACAAAUUGGCAGUCCAAGGCUUUCCUGUUAGUAGGACCUCAUGGAACAGGCAAAUCUGCAUUAAUUUAUGCACUAGCUAAAGAUCUAGGCUUUAAAAUAUUUGAAUUAAAUCCUUCAAGUAGACGGUCCGGUAAAGAUAUCAUAUCUCAGUUCCAUACUGCACUUGGAUCACAUCAUGUUGCUAAAGAUUAUCUGUCCACUAGUUUUAGUACAUUCCAAAUGAUAACAUCAUCAUCUCUUACUAAAAAUAAUUCAGAAACGAUCCGCAAGUCUGCAGCCAAUUUCUUCAAACCAGUGCCUAAGAAGAAUGUUUCAUCCAAGAAAAAUACUUCUUCCACUAAAGAUUCGGAAAGCUUAAACUUAAAUUGCAAUUCAAUAGUACUAUUUGAUGAGGUGGAUGUACUUUUUGAAAGUGAUCGAGGCUUUUGGUCUGGUCUAAGUAGUUUACUUCAACUUGCUCGUCGUCCAGUUAUACUUACCGCUUCAGACUCUUCUAUAGUUCACAAUCUACCAGUCCCAGCUUAUAUUUGUCACUUCACAUCAGCCUCAUUGGAAUUAGUUGUUCCAUAUAUUCGCGUCCUGUGUUUAAAUGAAGGUUAUAAUUUAGAUGUACAAACUGCAAAUUCAUUAAUUAAAAGUAUUCAGUCUCCUAAUUUAACUAUUGAUAAACUGUCAUCUGAACAUUGUGACCUUCGGAGACUUAUUAAUGAACUACAAUGGUUUUGUACCAGUGCUUCUCAUGAGGAGGCAAACAGAAAAUAUAAUCAUAUAAAAAAUGAAAAUUCAUUAGUUUUAAACGAAUUUAUCGACGAUCCUUUAACUUUGGUUCAGAAAAUCUCUCCUUCCCUUUGCAAUUUAUCUGGACAUAUUGUCAAUCCUAAACCACCAGUAAAUUCUAAAUGUGUUAUUGAUAAUGAUCUGUGUGAUUUAUUCACUACAGAUGCUGAAAAUGUUUCUGAUCAAGUAGCUGGUAAAGCCACUACUAAUGAAAUUGUCAAAGAAAAUGUUAUUGUGACAAACUGUCAGGAUAGCGUGGAAAAAAACCAAAGAAACUCUCUACUAAUCGAUUUCAGUCUAAACUCUUUAAAAGAGAUGACUGAGAACCUCUCCUUUUGGGAUAUAUGUCAGUCGGGUGUAACCCGAGCAUCCUUAUUGUCAGUUACUGACUCAAUAAGUCAGAUAAUUGAUAUAAAAUCUAAUUCAAAUAAUAAUGAUAGCAACAACUCACCAUCCAAUACAAAUCCAUCUGUUAAUGUAACUUCAGACAGCUCUAUGUGUACAGUGUCUACGAAACGUGUUAUAAAUGUACCUACUCAGCACUGGGGACCGGUUUGUGCAUUUGAUAUUAUUAACGAUGAUUUCUUUAAUGUAUUCUGGAUACAAAUCCUGUUAAAUCAAAGUCGAACUAAUCUGGAAGAGGCUGAGAGCAAACUAACUACUGGCAAUUAUUCUUAUUCAAAUGGUUCUGAAAAAACAGACAUGCUUUUAAAAUCAUGCGAUUUAAGUCAAAGUCUUUCAUUGUCGAAAUGUGUCAAUGAUUUGAAUCGUUGUGGAAUCGGUACCAACUGUCAUGAUCAUUUAAAAACAUUGGCUUGUGACUAUUUACCAAUCUUGCGUUUAUUAGCUUCUGGUGAGAAUUCUAGACAAAUAGUUUCCACUAAAAGACGGUAUGUUAUUGUUGCUAUACAUUUAUUGUGAUAUGAUUUUUGAAUAACUCUAUGUUGUGUUUUUCCUUAUUAUGUCGAAUUGAAUUAACUGUCAACAAUGGUUUUCAGCUAACUGAUAUAACUUAUGUUCAUUUGUAUCUAGAAUGUGUUACUAACUUUUUCGUAUGAUAAUCAACUUUGAAUGGAUUCAUAUUCUAUUUUCACCUAACUAUUACGUAUAACCAACCAACUAACUACCUUGAUGCAUGAUAUUUGCUAGUGUACUAGUAUGUUGGAAGUAAGUUGAGGGUGGCGAAUUCAAGACAUGGGUGUAGUCCAUGAAGUCAUUGACUGUUGGAUGAAUCGUAUCAGUGGGUAGGUACUUAUUUAGUUGCUAUCUUCGUAAUUCUGGUAAAUAAUAGUUCGAGAUGUUGAAUAGUAUGACUCAGAGUUUGUCUCGAUGGCCCAGAUCCAUUCACUCUUUAUUCUAAAAUAUUUAUAUUUUUAUAUUACAAAUUUAUUAUUCUAGAACCAUAUUUUAUAUCUCUAUUCUUUUCUACUACCGUGUCAUUUGUUUUGAUAAUUGCAUUUUUAUGGGGUUAAUGUGGUGUAGCAACUUAAACUUUUGUACAUAUGUACCACGCUCUAUGUCGGAUACUUCUGACUUCCCUCAACUCUUCAGUUUCAAUAUCCAUACAUUUUAUUCUUUAUGUUUAAUCCUUUCAUUAAUGGUGCUAUUCUUUUGACUCUGUCCAUACUCUUCUUGUUAAUUUCAUCUCACGUUAUGUUAAUGCAAUGUGUAAAACUUAUACUGAUAUAUAUUUUUCCCAGAUCAUACGUUGAUUGACCGACUGAAUGUUAUAUUCUGUGUUAAAUAUCUAAAUGCAAAUAAUUACCGUUAUUUGCCUUCGAACCACAUUAAGUGUGAGGGUUAAUGAUACUACCUGUUCACCCAAACCGAAUUAGGUGAAGUGUAAUUUUCAAACAUGCGAUUUACUGGAUGAAAACUAUAUAUAUAUAUAUAUAUAUAU